UCCUAACCCUAAUUCCUCUUUCCUUUUUCCUUUCACACUUCACACACACAGCCCGCCUCUUUCUUUCUCUCUGUCUUGGCGACUACGCCCGAACCCCCGGCAGCGCUCUUCCAACUUCGCCGUUCGCACACUCCCGGCAGCGCAUUCUUUGCCGUUCGCAUAUCCCGAUGGAACUCCGGCAGCGGCGAUUUCAUCAGAAUGUGAGGGAUUUUCUUUAUCGUAUCGGAUCGGCGCAAAAUCCACCACCGCUCAACUUCCUCCCCGGCAAGAAAUUCCAACGAAGCGGCUAAGAUCUGAUGAUCGAAAGAAAUUAAACAAACUCGUCCGCGUGCGUGCGAUGGAUCCGAUCCUGUGGAAACUCGAAGGUGUGAUCUUUCCUAAUCGAUCUCUUAUUUAAGUUUUCGAAUUCCGAAUUUGUCAUUUAUUUCUUUUAGUUUGAUUUCUAAGAAUUGCUCAAUCUAUAUUUUAAGUAAUUCUCGAAAAUCAUAAACCGUCCUACAUCACAAAGUGUACAGGUCCACUCAUGCAACUAGCUAUGCCGUGACCUCACGACGCAACCUGACUUGCCUUCUCACAAUAAUCAAUUGUGAAAACCGUGGGGUGAGAAACCAACCUGAGGUUUUCUAGUGGGUGCAACAGAGCCACGAAGGCAAGCCAUAAUCACCAGGAAAGAAGGGGCAUUUCAUUCCUUUCCUUUCCUUUGGCUGGGUGGCUAGCGCUGCAGGAUAACCUGCUUAAGGAAGGGGAAUAUGAAUGAUGCUACGGCGGGCGCAGUUGCUGGAAAGCUUGCCAAUAAAGGAAAGCAGUUGAUGACGUCGAACUCAAAUCUAAAGCAGGUGAAAGAAGGGGAUGCGAGGCCUCAUGGAAAUUUUAACGCUUAUCCGAACUCAAUGGCGACUUACGAGGAUGUGAUCGCCGAUCGAAAGCUGUUCAUGGGAACUCUCGAGAAGUUGCAUGCUGCGAUGGCGACAAAAUUCAUGGUGCCAAUUAUUGGAGGAAGGGAACUUGACCUUCAUCGAUUUUUUAUUGAGGUUACAUCUCGAGGUGGAAUUGAAAAGGUACCCCCGAUGCGCACAAGGCGUCUACAGCAAGGAUUUAAUUGCCCAUCGGCAUGGGCCGUAUCCACUGUGCCGUAUUGUGCCAACAAGAAACUGGCACGAUACAAUUCCUGUACUGAUGGCAUAGCUCAGAACCCUCUAUUCGAUAAAUUAGUGAUUGCAGACAGAAGAUGGAAAGAAGUAACAGCUGCUUUUAGCUUCCCAUCAACAGCAACUAAUGCAUCUUUUGUACUGCGGAAAUACUACAUGUCCUUGUUGUAUCAUUACGAACAAAUUUAUGUGUUUGGCUCAAAAGGGUGGAACUACCCUCAAACUGCUGGUUAUGCACCUUCCGCCAGCACAUUCGAGAGAUCAAUUGAAACUAUGUUGCCGUAUUGGGAAGCUCAGACUUCUGCGAAAAGACGCAAAAGAAUCAAUGGAGGGAGUUCAUCUUCUGCAGUUUAUCCUUCGGUUGUUGGAGUGAUCGAUGGAAAGUUUGAGCAUGGCUAUUUUGUCACUGUUACUGUUGGCGGUUUGACCAAAUUAAAAGGUGUCCUCUACCACUCUCCUGAUUUGGCUGCUACUCGCAUUCCGCUAUAUUCUGGAAUGGCUGAUGACACUAAUGUGAGGGUUACACGCCAUCGCCGGCAUAGGAAGAAGCUAAGUACGAGAGAUCCCACGCAUCCCAAGCCAAACAGGAGCGGUUACAAUUUUUUCUUUGCAGAGCAGCAUGCCAGACUUAAACCGCUUCAUCCUGGGAAGGAUAGAGAGAUAAGCAAAAUGAUCGGAGAUCUAUGGAACAAGCUCACUGAUUCUGAGAAAGCUGUAUACCAGGAGAGAGGCGUCAAGGAUAAGGAGAGGUAUAAGACUGAAAUGGCAGUUUACAGAGAAAGGCUCAAAAUAGGCCAAUCUGUUAGUACUGCAAUGCCGAUCUUGCAGCGCCCUGCUGAACAAGAGUUGGAGGUGGGAAAUCCUGAUGCGAAGGUGGAGAUGGAUGAUGGUUAUAUACUUCUUUGCGAUCAAAAUGAUAGCAGUAUUGACGGGGAAGAUGAUUCCGAAGGGAAAGACUUGGAUGAUGAUGAUGAUGAUGAUGAUGAUGAUGAUGAAAUUGAAACAUCACUCGAUGUCGGUCAAAAUGCCACCGGCUCUUUUAGAUUGGCUGAACCUUUGCCUGAUCAGAAAGAUGGUUUUGAGUUGCGAAGGAGGGAUCAGAGCCUUCUGCCAAAAGAAUGAGCAUCCUCUUCCUGGUGGUUCAAUUUGGGAUGAAGGCUCAAAACAGUUUUGGACGCACCAACUAAUGGUAGCAAAUAAUUAAAUCUCGAGAUGGAUCCAUCGGUGAUGAUAUUUAACAGCUAAUUGUGGUGAAUUUGCUCACAGAAUUGUUGAAAUGCCUGUUUCCAUUUUUUGCACCACCUAUUCAUCUGGAAGAAUUGUACUUCUGAAAUUUUUUCUUUUUUAAUUUUAUGCAAAUUCUUGCUCUUUAACAUUCAAAACUUUGUGUUCAGUAGUAGCAGAGUAAGGCUUUCGGCAAUGUAUCUGUUGCUACUAAAUUUGUAUUCCGUAUGAGUGGAAAUAAAUACUGGCGAGUUUCUGCUGAACGAGAGUAGGUCAAUUUUUAAUUACUUAUUUUUUAGUUUUCAGGAA
This is a messenger RNA of Ananas comosus (pineapple), 2681 nucleotides long. RefSeq names its product high mobility group B protein 15-like. The transcript is spliced from 11 exons. The coding region runs from base 750 to 2270 and encodes 506 amino acids. Gene Ontology annotation, molecular function: DNA binding. NCBI's taxonomy places the organism in Eukaryota, Viridiplantae, Streptophyta, Magnoliopsida, Poales, Bromeliaceae. The record is from RefSeq and is a predicted model, not a curated record.